This is a messenger RNA of Euleptes europaea (tarantolino), 1467 nucleotides long. RefSeq names its product serine/threonine kinase 11 (gene STK11). Gene Ontology annotation, molecular function: protein serine/threonine kinase activity; ATP binding; protein kinase activator activity. Gene Ontology annotation, cellular component: cytoplasm; nucleus. Gene Ontology annotation, biological process: regulation of Wnt signaling pathway; establishment of cell polarity; glucose homeostasis. The transcript is spliced from 10 exons. The coding region runs from base 7 to 1329 and encodes 440 amino acids. The record is from RefSeq and is a predicted model, not a curated record. NCBI's taxonomy places the organism in Eukaryota, Metazoa, Chordata, Lepidosauria, Squamata, Sphaerodactylidae.
UCCAGGAUGGAUCUGGAGGAGCCCCAACAGUUGGGCAUGUUCGUCGAGAGCGAACUGAUGUCGGUGGGGAUGGACACUUUCAUCCACCGCAUUGACUCGACGGAAGUGAUUUAUCAGCCCCGCCGGAAACGGGCCAAGCUGAUAGGGAAAUACUUGAUGGGGGACUUGCUUGGCGAAGGAUCGUAUGGCAAGGUCAAGGAGAUGCUGGACUCUGAAACCCUCUGCAGGAGAGCAGUCAAGAUCCUGAAGAAGAAGAAGCUGCGUCGGAUCCCCAAUGGGGAAGCAAAUGUUAAAAAGGAAAUACAGCUCCUACGGCGGUUGCGGCACAAAAACGUCAUCCAGCUCGUCGAUGUGUUGUACAACGAAGAGAAGCAGAAGAUGUAUAUGGUGAUGGAGUACUGUGUAUGUGGCAUGCAGGAGAUGUUGGACAGCGUCUUGGAUAAAAAGUUUCCAGUCUUUCAAGCACACGGGUACUUUUGUCAGCUAAUAGAUGGCUUGGAGUACCUGCACAGCCAAGGGAUCGUCCACAAAGACAUCAAACCAGGGAAUCUCCUGCUAACAACUGAUGGGACGCUGAAGAUAUCCGAUCUGGGUGUGGCAGAGGCAUUGCAUCCGUUUGCCGAGGACGACGUGUGCAGGACCAGUCAGGGGUCGCCAGCUUUCCAGCCUCCAGAAAUCGCCAAUGGCCUUGAUACCUUCUCUGGCUUCAAAGUGGACAUUUGGUCAGCAGGGGUCACUCUAUACAACAUUACAACCGGCCUUUAUCCCUUCGAGGGGGAUAAUAUUUAUAAGUUAUUUGAAAACAUCGGGAAAGGGGACUACACGAUUCCCGAGGAUUGUGGUCCUCCGCUGUCGGAUCUACUUAGAGGAAUGCUUGAAUACGAUCCAGCCAAGAGGUUUUCAAUACAACAGAUAAGACACCACAACUGGUUUAGAAAAAAACACCCGCAGUCUGAGCCUCUGGUCCCCAUCCCCCCCAGCCCGGAGACCAAGGACAGGUGGAGGAGCAUGACGGUGGUCCCUUACCUGGAAGACCUGCACGGCUACAACGAGGAGGAGGACUUGAAAGAGGACUACUUGGAGGAUGAGAUCAUCUAUACUCAGGACUUCCCAGUGCCAGGACAGGUGCCCGAGGAAGACGCCAGGCAAAAUGGGCAGAGUCGCAGCAGAGGGCUACCCAAGCCGGUGUGCAUGAACGGGACAGAGCCCGGGCAGCUGAGCGGUAAGACGAAAGUCGAGAGGCGGGCCAGCGCCUCCUCCAACCCCUCCCGCAAGGCCGCCUCCGCCAGCAGCAAGAUCCGCAAACUUUCGACCUGCAAACAGCAGUGACCCCAGGGUGUUCGCCCACCGCAGCUGGCCCCGCACCGUCUGCUGUCCUCGGCUGCCACCGUCCUCGCCUCCGUCUCUCUGCCGGUAGGGGAUGAUCAGUAGAACACGCUUACAAUCAAAAGUUCAAAAGAAAACCAA